GGGGGGGGCGGCGGCGGCGGCUGCGAGGAGGGGCCGUGCUCUCCCUGUGUCCCCGACUUGCGCUCUGGCGGCUGCCGCUGCCGCCGCCAUGUUGGCUUGAGCGGCGAUGACAGGAGGCGGCUGCGGCGUUUGAGACUGAAAAGUGGAGGAGGAGGAGGAGGAGAGACAAAGCUGCGAGAGGAAGCCAUUCCCGGGCUGAGGAGAGGGAGGACCCGGGCUCUUCCGGGGACCAGCCGAAGUCGGCGUCGGAGGGGAGGGGAAGGCGGCGCCGGGGGGGUGGCGGAGGCAGGAGAGGAGCGCCGAGAAGCCGGAGACGAUGCGCCCCGAGACCCGCCGCUGCCCGCAGGCGCCCGCGGCCUGAGCCCCGAGGGGCCGUGGGGUCUCCCGCCCGGCCCGAGCUCCCCGCGUCCCCCGCCCCGGGCUUUCGCUUCGGCUCCCAACUAGUUCAAUGCCCUUGAGCGCGGGGUUGCGCGGCUCGGCCCUCGGCCCCGGCAGCGCGAGUUGAGCCGUUUGCCCGAGCCGACCGCCGGCUCCCGCGUCCAUGUGCAGCCGCAUAGUUAUCUGUGUGCGUCCACGCCGGGGCAUUUUCCUCCUGCUUAAUGAGGACUUGACUCGGGAGCAAGUGUGAAUCACUGCCGGGCUGGGAGAGGAGGAAGGCGGAUUUAACCCCCUCCCACCCGCUCCAUGUCCGUGUGUCACUCGGCUCGGUGCACCUGGCGCGGCCGGUCCUGGCGCCGCCGCUGCUGCUGCUGCUGCUGCUGCUGACGGCGGGCGCUGCCGCGGCCGUCCCGGGAGUUCCCUCCGGCGCCGGCCUCCCAGCCGCGGGGACCGCUCCUCCUCCAACCUCGGCUCCCGAGGAACUUCUUUUUGGGGAAAGCACAUCACGAACCAAUCAAGAUCGUUAAGGCUGAUUUCUGUAGCUUCAAGACUUCUGUUCUUUUUUGCUUGUUGUCGUUUUUCGCCCCCCCCUCCCCCCGAUAAACAUCUGGGUGAAUCUCAAACGGCAAGAUGUCCAGUAAUGUCCCGGCGGAUAUGAUAAAUUUGCGCCUCAUCUUGGUAAGCGGGAAAACAAAAGAGUUCCUGUUUUCUCCUAAUGAUUCUGCCUCUGACAUUGCGAAGCAUGUGUAUGACAAUUGGCCAAUGGACUGGGAAGAAGAGCAGGUCAGCAGUCCAAAUAUUCUACGACUUAUUUAUCAAGGACGAUUUCUACAUGGAAAUGUCACAUUAGGAGCAUUAAAACUUCCUUUUGGCAAAACGACGGUGAUGCAUUUGGUCGCCAGAGAGACACUGCCAGAGCCCAACUCUCAAGGUCAGAGGAAUCGCGAAAAGACUGGAGAGAGUAACUGCUGUGUGAUCCUGUGAACGCCAUGCGCUGCGUGUGCCGGACGGAGUCCUCGUCUUUCAUGCUGCUGGGACAGAGGAGACCCCCGUUGCUUUACCCUUAGGAGGAGUCCGCCUGUAGAUCCACGGACCCGAAUGACCCCAUGAACACCGUCCUCUUUCGUCAUCCACGUAAAGAGAACCAAGGACAUUUUUCCACCAUGAUUUUUUAUUUCUAGUAUCUUUGUUUAUGUUGAGCAGUUUUAAAAUCUGUUGGCUUUUGAGUGCUGCCGUCUCCAGGCACACAGUGAGCAGGUCCUGUCCGGGCGGAGACCGCUCUGCGCACAACUAACAAGUCACGUGUUCCAACGGUCGUUUGCACUAAAAAAAAGAUUGAUGUUGUUUUCCUCAUCAGCUUUCACAGCAUGGUUCAUGGUACCUAAAAAUGCUCAGAAAUACAAUUCCACACUGGAAAACACUCAGCAAUUAACGAAGUUAGUUAACGGGCCAGCUGGAGAGGGGGAAAUGGAAUAGGAAUGGAAAUGGUGGGCGACCGCCACCGAGGCCAGCCGUGGCGGCCGCUCAGGCACAGAAUACGAAACUGAGUGUGACCGUUUUCACGGCCACAGACGAAAAAGCAAAACGUGCCUGUUGAAAGCACUCAGUGGAGAGCUGACGAAACGAAUUGCUUUUCCUUUCACACCCGCGCGGUCACUGAGUGCUCGUCCACACAGCACAGAAGGGGUGCGAGUGCGCUUCCUAGCCUUAACGUGGGAGGGUCAGUUCCCUGCUCGGAGACGUCCGUUGCCGCACAGAGAUCAUAGCAAACCUCAUUUCCUUACCAGUUUUAUGUAUUUGAAGAUCAGCACAUAGAAUUUUCCCAUAAUUAUUGCUCAUCUGUAACUACGUCCCAGGUCACACUCACUCAUUCGAGUUCAAAUGAAUUCUUAAAAUUGAAAUAAUUCUCCAUAGUAACUCGUUUUGUUUCUUUACGCGGUUUGCAUUUGGUAUUAGUGCUUGCAAUUGUAUUGAAAUCAAAAGCUGACUUUUAAGGCAUACUACAUGAUUAAGGAUGCCAUUCUUUUGUUUUAUACCAAUAAUUUAAAAAUUGAUAUGCUAAAACCAAUUUGCACAGCACUAAAGCAUGAGCUACUUUCAUCUAACCCUGUAAAAAUAUAAAAGAUUUUAUAUUUUUUCACUGGGAAGAAAUCCUUCCUGGAUGAAAUCACAAAUAUGUGUAGAAUAUAUUUAAUAAAAAACUUAUAAAAUACCUAACUAUAGAACUGAAAUAUAGAUUGGCGUGCAGCAUAGAGAACAAUACUCCAUAUAAAUGACUUUAGCCUUUAUGAAAACGAAGUCGCGGCCUGACACUGUGUUCUGUACUGAAAUAAGUGUCCGUGGCCCUUAAAAACAUUCAGUGUAAAUGGUUUCAGAUGGUCAACUUUGUCUCAAAGCAAUCUGGUUAUUUUACUCAUUGUCAGUGCUUUGAUGGAAAGAAAGGCUUUAUAUGCAGUAGAUCUUCGAAAAUCUUGUUCAUACUGAUCAGAAUUAAAUUUGUAUAGAGCAGAGUUUUAAAAUGAAUGUAAAUAGCACUAAACAUUUUCUUUCCGCAACCUGUACUUAGAGAUUCUUUCUGUAAACUAAACAAAUAAAAUAUCGUAGUGCAUUUAUUUCAGUGGUAAUUUUAAAGGUCUUGAUUAAGUCGAUUGUUGUUUAAGCACCGUCUCCUCCAUGUUCAAAUUGUGUUCUCCUUUGUUUCGGACUCUUUAAGCAUUUUGUUUCCUAAUCUGUUGUUAGCUCCAGGAGUGUUCCCAGUGUACCUCUGAUAUUUAACCUGGUUCAUUUGUGCACAGAACAACGAUGGGUAGAAUCAUGCAGUCUCUGUCAUCACUCGGAUGUUAAAUAUUUAUAUGCUUUGUUGACUAGCUCACGUGUGAACUCUGUUAGUGUUUGACGCAGGAAGAAUCUGGUAGUUUCUUAAUUGGGCAGCGAAGCCAUUUAUGGCUAUGUUCUUCUUUUGGAAAGCAAUUACGACUGGUAAUUAUUUUUAAUACCUGUUUUAAUUCUAAUUACGCUUCUGUUUUCCCAAAGUUAAAGACUAUCAGUUCAUUAUGAUUGAAUUUUUAUGAUGGUUUAAAAAAUACUGUCUAUUGGUUUUCAGUAUAUUUUUCUGUGUGUUCUCAUGUUAUAAAUUUCCCUUCCGCAAGACCUCAAUUUAAAGUUCGCAAAAUGGAUAAACUGGUUCAUUAGUAGAGAAAGAAUUCUAUCACUUAGUUCCUAAUAACAUUAUUGUGCAAAAUGAAAAAAAAUAGCAGUAAAAUUAUAUACUGAAAACACCAAAAAUUUAGAUGCCUUAAUAGUACAUACACGAAAAUACUCAACUCUCCCUUUUAAAAUAGUUCCUUGGACCGCCUGACGAUUAAAAUAUGAUUUAUCGUAUCCAAGGCUACUGUGGAAGCUCCCUCUGCCAAAAAUAACAGCUCACUUGCCGCAAGGUAAAGGCUGCAAAGAUCUGGUGAUGGAAAUAAAGCCUGACUUACGGGCUUGUGACCCUGCCCAGCACCUGGUAUCCAGCCCACGUCUUUGACCUAAAUUAGCCUAGACUUUGUAAGUGUUCUGGACAAGGCAAAGCUUUUCUUCUUUGUUAAAACCUCAGCAUGUCUCCCUGAUCUGAACUACUUGCUUUCUCUCCAGGAUAGGUCGUAUCUCCUCCUCUCAUGAAAAAUAGAGUAUCUACCAUCGUCAGUCACAUUAAAUGAGGUUUUCUCAUAACCAACAUUUACCCUUAGUUUUAUGUCACCUUGACCAAUGUUGCAGUAAUUUCUGUUAGCUGAUUGUGGUAAACAAUGUUUCAUGUGAAAACAAAUUAAAACUUUCUUCAUCUGUUGCAGAA
Hyaena hyaena (striped hyena) is the source of this 4213-nucleotide messenger RNA. RefSeq names its product ubiquitin like 3 (gene UBL3). The record is from RefSeq and is a predicted model, not a curated record. Gene Ontology annotation, molecular function: protein binding. NCBI's taxonomy places the organism in Eukaryota, Metazoa, Chordata, Mammalia, Carnivora, Hyaenidae. The coding region runs from base 1009 to 1362 and encodes 117 amino acids. The transcript is spliced from 5 exons.